Messenger RNA from Periconia digitata, 255 nucleotides. NCBI's taxonomy places the organism in Eukaryota, Fungi, Ascomycota, Dothideomycetes, Pleosporales, Periconiaceae. The record is from the annotation of a GenBank genome assembly.
AUGUCUGCCUGUACAACUUUUGCUUGCCGAUUCUGCCGACCAAUCGUCCCAACGCGAUGGAUGGGACAAAGUAGUACUCGAAUAGUCCAAGCAAAAAAGCCAACCCCCAAACCGCCACACAAAGAACCCUUGAACCGACUCUGUGCGAACAAGCGUAUGUAUGUGUGUGUGCACGCACGCACAGUCACCCUACCUAACCCCAUCACAGUACCAAAAAACAGAAAACCCAGACAAAAGGAACAGAAAAUGCGAUAA